Molecule: messenger RNA, 1327 nt
Organism: Umbelopsis ramanniana AG
Lineage: Eukaryota; Fungi; Mucoromycota; Umbelopsidomycetes; Umbelopsidales; Umbelopsidaceae
Exons: 7
Coding region: 205-1005 (266 amino acids)
Source: RefSeq, a predicted model, not a curated record
UAAACUCAACUCCUUCUACCACCGACGCAUGACGUGGAUUUCAACAGGCCAUGUUACCUUAGAAUAACCACGAAGAAGCGCACCGCUAGCCAGGCUUCGAAGCUUCCGUUGUGCCGCUUAGCUCAUGGUAAUUCUUUUUUCCAUGACAGCCGGAAUCCAUCUAAGGGCCAUGGCUACACUCAAAAUAUCCCGCAAAGCCACUUAAUGCCAAAUGUGGAAAAAUUGGCAGAAUUUGACCAGACGAUAAUUCCCUGGUACGGGAAAUCGUUUUUUCUUUUCCCCUCUUCUUUUACGUCGGUCGCUUGUAUUCUCUCUAUCGCUCUCUUUUCCGUCCACCCCCUUUUGCCCUACAGCCGCCUAAAGCAAAGGGAUAGAGGUAGCGAGAUGACUUCACACGUUCCCUCCGAAGCAACCACUUGUACAUACCGAUUCCUCUCUUCUCUGGAUGACCACGUCCCUCCAACUAUUCCACAUAUUGUUAUAAGGCAGCAGCCUCGACAAGCCAAACAAAGUAUAGCCUAUGAUCGAGAGCGACGGCCAGUGGAACCACCACCCAUUGUACAAAUAGAAUUCAGCAAUUUAACGGCACAAGAAACGAUGACAUGCCUACAAAGUCCGUACUAUUUCAUGACCGCUAGGCUGGUUACACCAGAUAGUAGCGUUAGGCAACCCAAGUUGUGUGAUCAUGAGGAAGAUGUUCUGACAGGAUCAGUGGUAUCUUCCUUGCACCGUCUGAAAGAUGUUGAUAACCAAGACGCCGGAUUUUUCGUCUUUGGAGACUUGGCCAUCAAGAUACCAGGUACCUUUAGGAUCCAUUUCAGCUUGUAUGAAAUAAGAGGCGGUCAGGUGAUUAAUCGGGAAUCCAUUGCCACCGAACCAUUUACGGUAUACUCGCCAAAGCAAUUUCCUGGGCCACUUGAAUCCACAUUUCUCUCGCGCACAUUUGCAGAUCAAGGUGUUCGCAUGAGGAUAAGAAAAGAACACAGAAUGCAUUCUUGUGCCUAGCAAGAGAAAACCAACGACUGAGGAGUCUAGUGAUAAAGCUGGUAGUCGUAAGGCAUCGUCCUCACGGCUACGCAAUCACUCUGUUCGAUUCGUAUCUCAAAACUCCAUGUAUGGAGGGAGCAAUACCUCUAAAGCGACGACUCCACGACGAAAUGCAGCUGCUGGCCCUGCUGCACCAUCGACACCGGACCACCCCCCAGAGGAAGCCAAAGAGUAUCAUGUUGGCAAAUUCCGCUUCGAAAGAGAAGAAUCAAGGCAGCCUUCCAACUCGCCUCCCAUAGAGCUUUUAGCCUUGUAUGCUGAGCGAGCUGCCAAAGAAUUA